Messenger RNA from Paramormyrops kingsleyae, 1186 nucleotides. RefSeq lists its product as uncharacterized. Gene Ontology annotation, molecular function: protein dimerization activity; double-stranded DNA binding. Gene Ontology annotation, biological process: regulation of transcription by RNA polymerase II. The record is from RefSeq and is a predicted model, not a curated record. Gene Ontology annotation, cellular component: nucleus. Lineage: Eukaryota; Metazoa; Chordata; Actinopteri; Osteoglossiformes; Mormyridae.
UUGCUCUAUGUGCCGAGUCAGACACUCCUUUAGAAAAAAUGAAAAAGCUACGUCCGUUUUUGGUCAAGCACUGUAAACAAGGAGGAGCGCUGCCAGAACACGAGAGCAGCCUCCGUCAAAUCCACUUACCCCGUGUGUUCGAGCAGCAUAUGGAGGCUGUGCGACAGAAGCUUCAAGGAAAAAAAAUAUCAGUCGUUGUUGACGAAACUACGGAUGCAAGAGACUGCAGCGUUCUGAACAUCGUCACUGGUUUUGAAGGCCAGUACUUUCUGGUGGAUGUAAUUUUCAUGGAGCGAUGCAACUACUCAACCUUUGCCCAAGCAGUAAUAGGCUCCCUCCACAACAACAAACUGGAUCUCAAUGAUGUCUGGGCAGUGGUCACAGACAAUGCAGCCUACUGCCUUAAAGCAUACAAGGAUGUUCUGAGAGGUGUGAUGCCACACAGCAGGCAUGUGACAUGUCUUUGCCAUGUCAUCAAUUUAGUGGGAGAAACAUGGCAACACUAUAGCUACUUCUCCGACGUGUCAUCUCUUGUCACUUGGAUGCGAUCAGCCUUCUUCAAAAAGCCAGCCAGGAAGAGAAGAUGGGUGAACUUUCUCAUUCUGAAAGAUAGGUUGCAGACCAAGGUUCCUCCUGAAGCAGUGAGUACCAGGUGGAAUACCUGGUUUGAGGCAGUUAAGUACCAUGCAGAGCAUGUUCAUCUAUAUAGAGAGUUCUUCUUGGCAGAAAAUUCAUCAUCCCAGGCAGUUACAAACAUCCUCAGUCUGCUUGAAAAAGAAGAAAAGGUGCAGGCCCUCACUGUCCAGCUGACCUUCAUCUCAGAUGGAUGCUCCAAACUGAUGACAGCUCUGACGGUCCUGGAAGGAACCCAUCAUCCCACAGCAGUUUCUGUUCACAAUGUAAUGGAAGAUCUUGGGUUCUACCUUGUGAAUGGAACAGCAAAAACAUGUGGUUUUGGUGCCGAAACAGACAUGCUACUGAGCAAGAUGUGUAUGGCAGAGAGAAGAAAGGUACUUGAUCAGCUUCAUGAUGCGUUCCAUCUGGCAUUCACAAAAUUUUCAAAGCAUUGGGACACUCACCCUGCCAAAGAGGUCUACAGGCUGGUCAGGGUCUUUGAUCCCAGGCAGGCUCCAGCCAUGGAAAAGCAGAUUCAAGCUUAAACACAACUGGAGCCACUGGCACACCC